Messenger RNA from Orycteropus afer afer, 873 nucleotides. Its product is annotated as arylamine N-acetyltransferase 1-like. Gene Ontology annotation, molecular function: acetyltransferase activity. The transcript has a single exon. NCBI's taxonomy places the organism in Eukaryota, Metazoa, Chordata, Mammalia, Tubulidentata, Orycteropodidae. Bases 1 to 873 code for a protein of 290 amino acids. The record is from RefSeq and is a predicted model, not a curated record.
AUGGACAUUGAAGCAUAUUUUGAAAGAAUCAGGUAUACAGACUCUAGGAGAAAAUUGGACUUGGAAACAUUAACUAACAUCCUUCAACACCAGAUCCGAGCCAUUCCCUUUGAGAACCUUAACAUCCAUUGUGGAGAACCGAUGGAGUUGGGCUUAGAGCCCAUUUUUGAUCAAGUUGUGAGGAGGAAGAGAGGUGGAUGGUGUCUCCAGGUCAAUCACCUCCUGUAUUGGGUUCUGACCACAAUGGGAUUUGAGACCACAAUGUUAGGAGGUUAUGUUUAUAGCACUCCAGAUGACAGAUAUAGUAGAAAUAUGAUUCACCUCCUAUUGCAGGUGACCCUUGAUGGCAGGAACUACAUCAUGGAUGCUGGAUUUGGACGCUCCUAUCAGAUAUGGCAGCCCCUGGAGCUAAUUUCUGGGAAGGACCAGCCUCAGAUUCCUUGCAUCUUCCACUUGAGAGAAGAGGGAGGAAUCUGGUACCUGGACCAAAUCAGAAGAGACCAGUACAUUCCAACCAAAGAAUUUAUUGAUUCUGAUCUCCUGGAAAAGAAUACAUACAGAAAAAUCUAUUCUUUUACUCUUGAGCCUCGAACAAUUGAAGAUUUUGAGACUGUGAAUACAUACCUUCAGACAUCUCCAGGAUCUGUGUUUACAAGUAAAUCUUUUUGUUCCUUGCAGACACAGAAAGGGGUUUACUGCCUGGUGGGCUUAACCCUCACUUCUCGAAGAUUCCGUUAUAAGGACAAUAUGGAUCUUCUAGAGUUUACGGCCCUAAAUGAGGAUGAAGUGGAAGAAGUGCUGAAGAAUGUAUUUAAUAUUUCCUUAGAGAAAAAGCUUGUGCCCAAACAUGGUGACCGAUUUUUUACUGUUUAG